GCGCCGAGGUCGCAGAGAAACCCACAGGAUUUUGAUGUUUAGCGCUUACAACAACACGUUGCAGAAGAUCGCUCUCAUGGCUUCUAAACCUAGAGCUCACAUUAUGCCUCAACUUGCAGGGAACCCAGCGAAGAGGGCGAGAGCGAUGAGCUCGAUGACGGCAUCGGAGUCUUCCAUCAAAGACCCAUUUGCCAAAUACGCCGAAUAUCUCAAUAACCUUAAUGAGAAAAGGGAAAGAAUAGUGAAGGCAAGCCGGGACAUAACAAUGAACAGCAAAAAGGUUAUAUUCCAAGUUCACAGAAUGAGCAAGCACAACAGGGAUGAAGUUCUGGACAAGGCCCAGAAGGAUUUAGCUAAUGUAACUCAACAGUACGUUUCCAAAUUGGUGAAAGAGUUGCAAGGCACUGAUUUCUGGAAGCUAAGGCGAGCUUAUUCUCCCGGUAUUCAAGAAUACGUUGAAGCAGCUACUUUCUGUAACUUUUGCAGAAAUGGGACUCUGCUUAAUUUGGAUGAGAUGAAUGCCACUCUCUUGCCACUGAAUGAUCCGGCCCAUGAGCCUUUGCAAAUCAACGUUCUUGAUUAUCUCUUAGGGCUUGCAGAUUUGACGGGUGAGUUGAUGCGGAUGGCAAUUGGUCGUAUAUCUGAUGGCGAGCUUGAUUAUGCUGAGAAGAUAUGUCGCUUUGUGCGUGAAAUCUACAGGGACUUGACCCUGAUCGUCCCACAUAUGGAUGAUAGUUCGGACAUGAAACAGAAGAUGGACACCAUGCUUCAAAGUGUGAUCAAGAUCGAGAAUGCUUGCUUCAGUGUCCAUGUUAGAGGAUCGGAGUACAUGCCAAUGCUUGGAUCCAGCGAGCCUGGCUCAUUUCUGCUAGGGAUGGCUGACAAUGAUUUCUGAUGUAAACUCGAGGCCUCAAUCUCGAAGAACCUUUUCCCUCCUUCGUACCCUAGCAGAAGAUAGAACUACCUUUAUUUGCUGCUUGCAGUGUUACUCGUGUAUGCACUCUCGAAAAGUGAAUGGUCUGUGUCCUCCAUUUGAAGUUCUCAUGGCAACCCAACUGGCAUUUGAAGAUGAGCUUCGAUCUUGAGCUUAAUACUGUGAAGCAAACAGAGAAUGUUGAAAGCUAACUUCAUUUUGCUGCAUCCCAGAUCUUCCUUCAGCUCUCUCAAGUCUCAACAGCUCUUUCUGUCUGCUGGAAAUGAGCUUGAGCUGAGUUUUGGUAGGAUAUCAUGUUUGCCUUGGGUACUACAUGAGCAGGGAAUGGUGCUAAUCUUCGAGACACACAUACACUUGUCUCAUCUUGUUCAAAUAUGUUUUUGUUGCAUAUAAGUUAUCAGGUGUGUUUUAUCAGCUUUUCCCUUUAAACCGCUGAUUUGAUGGGUUUACUAUAUCAGUAGAUAAAAAUUUCUUCUAUUUUUGUUUUUGAUAAUCAUCAGUAAGUUGCGCAGGGGUAGGGGUGUGUGAAACAGUCCGAGUCAGACCAAACUCAUGAAAAGACAGUCUAAUAGUGAAUGACUCCUUAAUACUAACGAAUUGUAUUCGGUUUGGUUUGGUCCGGUUCAUAUAUAAACUCGAUUAAUGCAGGGUUCAAGAAAUCGUAACUUCGCGU
Molecule: messenger RNA, 1607 nt
Organism: Linum trigynum
Lineage: Eukaryota; Viridiplantae; Streptophyta; Magnoliopsida; Malpighiales; Linaceae
Source: the annotation of a GenBank genome assembly